UAUAAUGCUGCCAUUUCUUCAUUUACAGGUAGGCGGAAACCAAGAGCACACCGGCCCCGUUCUCCAAUAUUGGAAGAAAAAGAUAUCCCGCCCCUUGAAUUUCCCAAGUCCUCUGAGGAUUUAAUGGUGCCUAAUGAGCAUAUAAUGAAUGUUAUUGCCAUUUACGAGGUACUGCGGAACUUUGGCACUGUGCUAAGGUUGUCUCCUUUUCGCUUUGAGGACUUCUGUGCAGCCCUGGUGAGCCAAGAGCAGUGCACGCUCAUGGCUGAGAUGCACGUCGUGCUUCUGAAAGCAGUUCUGCGCGAAGAAGACACUUCCAACACCACCUUUGGGCCUGCUGACCUGAAAGACAGUGUGAAUUCCACGCUGUAUUUCAUAGACGGGAUGACGUGGCCUGAGGUGCUGCGGGUGUACUGUGAGAGCGAUAAGGAGUACCAUCACGUGCUUCCCUACCAGGAGGCGGAGGACUACCCCUACGGACCAGUCGAGAACAAGAUCAAAGUCCUGCAGUUCUUAGUUGACCAGUUUCUUACGACAAAUAUCUCGGGAGAACUGAUGUCUGAAGGAGUGAUCCAGUAUGAUGACCAUUGUAGGGUUUGCCACAAACUUGGGGAUUUGCUCUGCUGCGAGACGUGCUCUGCAGUAUACCAUUUGGAAUGCGUGAAGCCGCCUCUUGAGGAGGUGCCAGAGGACGAGUGGCAGUGUGAAGUCUGUGUAGCACACAAGGUGCCUGGUGUGACUGACUGUGUUGCUGAAAUCCAAAAAAACAAACCGUACAUUCGACAUGAGCCCAUUGGAUAUGACCGCAGUCGGAGGAAAUACUGGUUCUUAAACCGAAGACUCAUAAUAGAAGAAGACACAGAAAAUGAAAAUGAAAAGAAAAUUUGGUACUACAGUACAAAGGUUCAGCUCGCAGAGUUAAUCGACUCUCUAGACAAAGAUUAUUGGGAAGCAGAACUCUGCAAAAUUCUAGAAGAAAUGCGUGAGGAAAUCCAUCGGCACAUGGACAUAACUGAAGAUCUGACCAAUAAGGCUCGGGGCAGUAACAAAUCCUUUCUGGCGGCAGCUAAUGAAGAAAUUUUGGAAUCCAUAAGAGCCAAAAGAGAAGCUGAUGAUGUUAAAAGCCCAGAAGAAAUUGAAAAAGACAAGAAUGAGACUGAGAAUAGUAAUUGUAAAGAUGCUGAGAGAAGCAGAGAAGAGGCUGACGACCAGUCCCUUGACAGAGACAAUGACAGCAAGAUGCCGGACGCUCCUGAGCAAGGAAAACCUGAGGAGCCAACAGAAGUUGGGGAUAAAGGUAACUCUGUGUCAGCAAAUCUUGGCGACAACACAACAAAUGCUUCUUCAGAAGAGACUAGUCCCUGUGAAGGGAGGAGCCCCCUGGGCUGUCUCCCAGAAACCCAUGAUAGCAGCAACAUGGCAGAGAAGAAGGUGACCUCUGAGCUCCCCCACGAUGUGCCAGAAGAACCUAACAAGACAUGUGACAGCAGUAACACUAGUGCUACCACUACCUCCAUCCAGCCUAAUCGGAAAACAGUAACAGCAGCAGUGAACUAAAUUCUUC
Molecule: messenger RNA, 1564 nt
Organism: Oryctolagus cuniculus (rabbit)
Lineage: Eukaryota; Metazoa; Chordata; Mammalia; Lagomorpha; Leporidae
Source: RefSeq, a predicted model, not a curated record